AAAAAUCGCCAACACCAAUAACUGGUUACGCUGUUCAACAUGGCAACGACGACACCUACGACAAACAAGCGCCGCAAGGUCGAGCAGAAGCAUCCGCUGGUCAUCGCCGAAGAGAUCACGGAAGAAGACGUUGUGGAUGCCCACGAGUUGUCCGAGGACACGGGACUGCAUAGCUCGACCAAGGCCAAGAUGUAUUUCCAGUGGCUGAUUUACCCCGUCACAGUGGAGGACUUUUACGCCAACUACUGGGAGCGAAAGCCGCUGCACAUCAAACGGAACUUCCCAGACUAUUACGAUGGAUGGUUUAACCGCCAAGAAAUCGAGCGCAUGCUGAAAGAGCACACGCUGGCGUAUGGCGAAGACAUCGACCUGACCAAGUACGAGAACGAGACGCGCACGACUUUGAACCCCAGCGGGACGGCCACGUCCAAGACGGUUUGGAAGCAUUUCGAAGACGGGUGCUCGGUGCGGCUGCUCUGUCCUCAAAAGUUCUCGGACAAGAUGUGGAAAAUGCUGUCGAUCCUUGAAGAAGAAUGGGGAUGCAUGGCUGGGUCCAACACGUAUCUUACGCCCAAAGGCACCCAAGGAUUUGCGCCGCACUAUGACGACAUUGAAGCGUUCCUGUUGCAAGUCGAAGGCAAGAAGCUAUGGAAAGUGUAUGCGCCGCUGAGUGACGACGAAACCCUUCCCCGCCACUCGAGCCGCAACUUUGCCCAAGACGAAAUUGGCAAGCCAGUGCUGGACAUUACACUUGAGCAAGGCGACUUGCUCUACUUUCCCCGUGGGUUUGUUCAUCAAGCCCAAAGCCCCGACGAUGUGGACUCGUUGCACGUGACCGUGUCCACGGGCCAGCAGAACUGCGUCGGCAACUUGCUUGAGACGUUGCUUCCACAAGCGUUGGCAGGGGCCAUCGCGUCCAACGUGGACCUGCGCAAGUCGCUGCCGCGAGACUACUUGGGCUACAUGGGGGUCAUGCACUCGGACCUCGAAGGCGACGCCCGUCGCGACGAGUUUUUGACCACGUUGAAAAAGCAACUGCGCCUCGUGGUGACGGAAGCCAUGGGUAUUGUGGACGCAGCGUGCGAUCAGAUGGCUCGCAACUUCUUGGUGGACCGCCUUCCGCCUGCGCUCGAAGACGAAGAAGAGGACUGUACCGUGGAAGGCAGCCCUCGGCCUAAAAUCAACGUGAACGCUCGGUUCAAGUUGCUUCGCUAUGGCAUAGUGCGAUUGGCGAUUGAAGAAGGCAAAGCCGUGGUGUACCAUUGCAAGGAAAAUUCCCGGAAACACCAUGAAGUGGCCUUGUCCCCGUUGGAAUUCGAAUUGGACGACGCGGAAAGCAUCGAGUUUGUCUUCAACAGUUACCCGUCGUUCUUCCGCGUGGGGGAUUUGCCCCAUGAAGACCCAGCCGACCAGAUCGGACUGGUCAAGGCCUUGUACGAGGAAGGGUUGCUCAUGUUUGAAAACGACAAACACGACGAUUAACCACGUCACAUAAACACAUGACGACAACAUUGUACUUAUCAAC
Aphanomyces astaci is the source of this 1525-nucleotide messenger RNA. RefSeq lists its product as hypothetical. Gene Ontology annotation, molecular function: histone H3K36 demethylase activity; histone H3K4 demethylase activity. Lineage: Eukaryota; Oomycota; Saprolegniomycetes; Saprolegniales; Verrucalvaceae. The transcript has 10 exons. The record is from RefSeq and is a predicted model, not a curated record. Gene Ontology annotation, cellular component: nucleolus. Bases 40 to 1482 code for a protein of 480 amino acids.